Molecule: messenger RNA, 885 nt
Organism: Drosophila innubila
Lineage: Eukaryota; Metazoa; Arthropoda; Insecta; Diptera; Drosophilidae
Gene: Arv1
Product: protein ARV1
Exons: 4
Coding region: 50-763 (237 amino acids)
Biological process (GO): sterol metabolic process; sphingolipid metabolic process; intracellular sterol transport
Cellular component (GO): Golgi apparatus; cortical endoplasmic reticulum
Source: RefSeq, a predicted model, not a curated record
UUGCAGCGUCUGUUCUGUAUUUAGAAGAUUUGUAUAAGUUUUAAAUAAAAUGACGGACCAAAAUGGAAAACACUACGUUUGUGUCAGUUGCGGAAACCCAGUUCGAGAGUUGUACAAGAAAUACAGCAAUACGGUUAAACCAACUCACUGUGUCAAAUGCAACCAAAUAACUGAUAAAUACAUAGAAGUGGAGGAGUUCAUAAUCCUAAUUGAUGCGCUUUUACUGGUUUCGUCUGCAUUCCGACACAUGAUUUAUAAUGGGAAAUUUAAGCUUUAUUGGAAGAUAUCGCUUGUAGUGUUGCUAUUGGAAUCUUUUGCAUUGUGCCGACAACAACGAGCGGAUGGAUCGAAUACUGCCCUGUAUGAAAGAGGAUUUUAUAUGUCGGCGUUACAAAAUAUAGGAGAAUAUCUUUUGAUGACGGUGCUGCUGCUUUUUAUCACCGCUCUUCUCGGCUUCGGACAGUUGUCGAAAGUCGGUUUUGCACCGUUAGCAUUAACUAUCCUUAAAGUCGUUGCCAUUUCAAAUUUCUCCAAGUUUUUUUUACUGCCCAUAUUAGUCUGGGGCAGUAACACGACUGAUUUUGGAAGAAAUUUGCACUAUAUGCUAGUUACAGGUCAUCAUUUAUGUUCAUUGGUGAUGGCUUAUAAUGUAGUUGGUAUUAUUAGUAACCAUCUUCGCUGGCUGUCCAUAUUAUUGGUAAUUUGUGCAUUUAUUAUGAAGGAGUAUGUAAGAUAUUUUCAGGCGUUUCAAAUGGUGCUUUAAUGGUCAUUAUUUUUGAAAAAAAAAGAAAGAAACCAAGACUGUGAUUUUGUUAUCUAAGCUUUUUGACACUUUUACUAUGUUUGCCUUGAUUUGGAUCAACAAUAAAAACGUUAUUUUUAGCU